Messenger RNA from Nerophis lumbriciformis (worm pipefish), 471 nucleotides. NCBI's taxonomy places the organism in Eukaryota, Metazoa, Chordata, Actinopteri, Syngnathiformes, Syngnathidae. The record is from RefSeq and is a predicted model, not a curated record.
AUGUCCCUACCCGUCGUUUUCGUUGGCAUCACCAUUGGAGGCGUAAACGCGGGCAGGAUCACCGUGGACCUUCAAGCGGAUUCCGUGACAAAGACUGCCAAGAAUUUCCGGGCCCCGUACACUGGAGAGAAGGGGUUUUACUUUAACAUUUCCACUUUUCACUGCAUCAUUCCAAAACUCAUGCCAAGGCAGCGACUUCACCAAUGGACAGGAGGCAGGUCCGUCUACAGCAAGACCUUCAAUGACGAGAGCUUCCAGCUCAAGCACAAAGGCAUUGGAAAACUUUCCAUAGCCAGUGCUGGAUCCAUCACCAAUGGCUCGCAGUUUCUCCUCUGCACUGAUAAAACCGACUGGUUUAACGGGAAACACGUAGUGUUUGGCAAAGGUUUGAAGAGGACGGCGGUGCUGAAGAGCAUGGUAAAGCAAGGUUCCUCCAGUGGGGAAAACCAAAGCCAAAGUGGUCAUUUCUGA